Talaromyces stipitatus ATCC 10500 is the source of this 2406-nucleotide messenger RNA. Its product is annotated as chitin synthase D. Gene Ontology annotation, molecular function: chitin synthase activity. The coding region runs from base 1 to 2406 and encodes 801 amino acids. Gene Ontology annotation, cellular component: cell periphery; cell septum. The transcript is spliced from 4 exons. NCBI's taxonomy places the organism in Eukaryota, Fungi, Ascomycota, Eurotiomycetes, Eurotiales, Trichocomaceae. The record is from RefSeq and is a predicted model, not a curated record.
AUGGAUGACUUGAUGGAGUCUGCGCCUCCACGGCGAGGCCAAUGGUUAGUUGCUGAUAUUAUCUACAUAACGCUGGUGACGCCCCUCUUACUAGCGGCCUUUGUGGAAUGGUUCCUCUGGCUCGCGGCAUUCCUCUUCGGUCUUGUGAACGUGUACCGCAAAGCUGAACAUUGGACUACUCGUGUAAUUGCGGUCUUUAUCAUGACCGUCUUUUCAAUUCUUCGAUCCAUCUUCCUGCCCGUGAUGAUCGUCACCCUUCCUCUACCAACCAACAUCACAAGCCACUUUUCCUGGGCGAUGGUUAACCUCCUGCAAUGGUUCGCCUUUUAUACCUUCUCGGUGCUGCUCCUGGUUCCGUGGGCACUCUGCAUCUACAGGCUCGUGACGAACGAAGUCGGCCGGGCCAAGAGAAUCGAAGAUGUUCUACACGACACCGUUUCCCCGAAGGUGGUAGUCGUCAUGCCUGUCUAUAACGAGGAGCCAGAAGUGCUGAUCAGAGCAAUCCGUUCUGUGGUUGGGAGCGACUACCCUUCAUCAUGCCUCCACGUCUUUCUAUCAUUUGAUGGAGAGCCGUACGACGCACUAUGGGAUACCGUCUGCAUGCAACUUGGAAUUCCCCUGGGUAUCAGUAAAAAGGCCCCGAGUAUUGACACCAUCUACCACUCGGUCCGUGUAACGGUUAGCAGGUUCCCUCACGGUGGCAAGCGGCAUUGCCAAAAGAGGACCUUUAAGCUCAUUGAUCGUAUAUACGCCGACUACCUCAGUCAGCACGACGACUUAUUCCUCCUUUUCAUCGAUUCGGAUUGCAUCUUGGACAAAGUAUGUAUACAGAACUUCAUGUAUGACAUGGAACUAAAGCCGGGAAGUACACACGAUAUGGUAGCGAUGACCGGGAUCAUCACAUCGACAACGGAAACGAUGUCGUUGCUGACCAUACUCCAAGAUAUGGAGUAUAUCCAUGGACAGCUGUUCGAACGCUCUGUUGAGUCUACCUGUGGUUCAGUGACGUGUCUUCCUGGUGCUUUGACCAUGCUGCGGUUCUCGGCAUUUCGCAAAAUGGCCAAAUACUAUUUCGAAGACCAGAUUGACAAGAUUGAUAACUUCUUCGAUUACAUCAAAUGCCACCUGGGAGAAGAUCGCUGGCUGACUCAUUUGUUCAUGGUUAGCACCGUCAAGCGAAACCAGAUACAACUUUGCACGGGUGCUUUCUGUAAGACGCAGGCUGUACAGACAAUGAGCAGCUUAAUCAAGCAGCGUCGUCGCUGGUUUCUAGGAUUCAUCUCAAACGAAGUCUGUAUGCUUACCGAUGUGAGGAUUUGGAGACGUUAUCCUUUACUGUGCAUCAUUCGUUUCAUGCAAGACACCAUUCGGACCACAGCGCUGUUAUUCUUUAUCAUGAUACUUUCAGUGUCCACCACUUCCACUAGCCUUGCGACCCUGCCGCUCGGUUUCAUUGCUAUUUCCUUGGGGUUGAAUUACGCACUAAUGCUCUACUUUGGAUAUAUCCUACACCGGUUCAAAGCGUGGUUGUAUCCAUUAAUGUUCUUGCUGAAUCCGUUCUUCAACUGGCUGUAUCUCGUCUACGGGUGCUGUACAGCUGGUAAGCGUACUUGGGGUGGACCACGAACAAACGCACCCAAAGCUGAUGAGCAUACCACACCUCGUGAAGCUGCGGAACAAGCAGAAGCCCAGGGUGAUGACCUCAAUGUAGAUGUUUCCACCUUCCGCGAGUAUGGCCAUGCCGCUGCAGGUGUGCCACUACAUCCGGCGGAGAGUGUAACGGAUCGUCUUGCCGUCGAUCCAAGCCACAGCGGACCUCGCGACGCCCGUCUUGAAUCGGAGCUUUCCUUGAUGCGACAUGAUCGAGAAGAGUCUGCUAUGCCAAGAAUUCCUCUGCAUCCACGAACUUCGUUUGACUCGGCGACAACUGACAGCUACUCGGUCACCCUUCCGCGGCCUGUGGAGAGCCUGAUAGAGGAAAUAGAUCGAAUAAUGCAGGAAAUCCGUGACCCCGACAAGCAGACUUUGAACAGUGAUAAAGAAGAACAACCCACAACACCAGACUGGAGACAGAGUUUCCGUAACGGCAACAACCUGAGUUUCCCAGGCAGGCAGCGAAACUUCAGUCCACAAUCUUCCCCAGCGAUGUCAACAUUGUCCCGUUUUGAGAGCGCAUCGACGGAUGUCAGCCCGGAUCCUGUCAGGCAAUUGACACCGUUACACAUUACCCCUAGCCCGUUGGGUCAAAGUUGUCUCCAAAAUACUGUUCCCGAGGAUGACAACACAGAGCAAACUAUUAGUUGUUACGACGCUCUUUUGGUCCGCCAUCUAUUUUUCCCAGACCUCGAAAUCCAUACAGUCUGUUUCGAUAUUCUUGGUGUUUUAGCCCCUAGUCUGACUACGUAA